AUGAGUGGCAUCAAUUCGGCAAUUUCAAAACAAGCCAUUGGUCGACAUGGAUUCAUUGGCAGUUUAUAUGAUAUUCGUAGUGAUCAAUUUGAAGGUGGAAACUUAUUCAAUCGAGAACUGGCACCAUCAUUGAUUUCCACAACAGAUUGUGCAAGUUCAGUUUUUUAUGUGGAUGAAAAUCUAUCUCAAAAAGAUACACUUAAUAAGCUUAAUAUAGAAGGAUCCAUGAAACUAAGUCUUAUGGCUGGCCUAGUUAAAGUCGAUGGUUCAGCAAAAUAUUUAAAUCAAGCAAAAGCUGACAGUCAAACAGUUCGAGUAACGCUGAUGUUUAAUGUUAAAACAAAGCAACAACAUCUGCAAGUUAGUAUGGCGGAUUUACAAAAUUAUUUUAUACCGGAUGCAUUAGAAAAUACAAAUGCAACACAUUGCAUUACGGGUAUUACAUGGGGUGCACGUGUUGCAGCAACUUUCGAACAAAUGCUAAACAAUUCAGAAGCAGCCGAGGAACUUCAAGGUUUACUAUCAGCAUCGUUGAAAAAGGCAACGGUCAAUGUUGAAGGUCAAGCAAAAUUGGAGAACGUUGAGCAAGCAAAUUCGAAAUUUCGUUCAUUGAAGAUUAGUUUCUCCGGUGAUGUUCUAAUAGACGAUGUUCCGCAUACUGUAGACGAUGUUUUUAAUAUUUUUAAAAAAGUACCAUCUAUGUUGAAACAAUUAAACGAAGGGAAAGGUAAGCAACUUGAAUUCCAGUUAUAUCCAUUGAAACGUAUGGCAGAAAUUUUCAAUAUUAUUAAAGAAAUUGCCAAUGAUACGAUGCAUAGUAUUGAAAAUGUUUUUGAGGAAAUACACAGAGGAAAACGAAUAAUCAAUGACUUUCUGGCUAAAAUUGAACAAUGGAAAGAUUUUAUCUCACCAGCUUGGACAGAUGUUAUUCAUAUACAUCAAAGAAAAUUAGUGGAUGCAGAGGGACGAACACAACGUGACAUAGCAUUAUUACUCGAACAAAUUCGACGUGGUGAAGCUAAUGACAAUGGAAUGAUAGGUUUGUUGAAUGAUUUUCACGAGAAAAACUUAUGUUCCCCAAGGUCUAUCAAUCGAUUCCUGAAAGAAAAUGCACGAAUUAAUGCUAAAAUUGAAGCUCUGGGCCGAUUCGAUCAAAUGACAAUUGAAAAAGGCUCAGAUAGUGGAAGAAAAGAACCAAAUCUAUCUAUUCUACUUAAGAAAAUGACAACUAUUGAAGAUUUGAUGGAUAAGUAUUAUGAUAAUAAUAUUUAUUUAUUACAUAUCGCAUAUGAAUGGGAAGAAAAGGACAAACAAAACUGGUACAAACAAUUGCGAUACUUUAACAAUUUGCAGAAAGUUGAAAUGCAACAAGAGGAAAAAAAGUCAAUUUUCCGAGUAAUUGAUCAUGAUUUGUAUCCCGACUUGCAUGAUAAACCUGAAACUUGCGUUAUUUACCAUGCAUUUCGUGGAAAUAUCCAGUCCAAAGAUUACUACCAUACAUCACACAGUGAGUUUAUACUUCCUUCUAAUCAAGUGUCUGGAAAGAUUUUUUAUUGAUUUCAAUUUAUGUGUAUAGAGAAGUGUAAAAGUGAAGAAGUUGUUAUUAUUUUUUAUCUGUUUUUUUUCUUUUGAGAACUCUUUCUGAGUUAAUUACCUGAUUAGGAUGACAUAACAAAUGAGUCUAGUUAGUUGUAUUUAUACAGUUUUCUCGCUAAUAUCGAGAAUAUAAAUUUAAGCCAGAAAGACUUGCUAAACAUCGGUAAAAGCUAGAAUAAUUUACUUACAUGUUCUAUAGAAAGUCUGCGUAUAAUAUAUAACAAUUAUUAAAACUAACAUUUUUUUCGAAUUACAUCCGAAGUUUAUACUACUAUUCGUGUGCCUUUUACUAAGGGUGUGAAUGUAAAUAUCCAUGUGGAUUUGAAGUGAACAAAAGUCACCUUUCUCCACAUUCACAUCGUCGAAUGUUCAAACUACGAGGUUGCUAGAAAAGAGGAAGUUUUUAGCCUUGAACUAUUUAAAUGUGUCAGCAUUUUUGAUGAAUGAUGCCAUAGCAGUAUCGACUUUGUGUUCCACAUGAAUUUUUAUAUUGAUAAUGCAUGGAUAGAUAAGCUUUUCUUAUUGAUCAGAAAGUUGCAAGGACCUAAGCUCUUAUAUAGGCUUUCUUGACUUUUUGAAAGACUAUUUUUCAAAUACAGACAGAAGACAAUAAACAACAUGCUUUCUGUCGAAAAUGACAUUAAUAAGAGCAUCAAGGUAGCUUUUUAUCUCUAAUUUCUGUCAUACAUGAAAGAUGAUCUGUGCCGUUGCCGACUUCAUCUGGCGAUUGCGAAAUUAACUAGAUUGUCAUUCUGUUUUGACAGAUUGGACACUGAUAUUUUCAUAACGUUGUAGACCCGAGAUUGAAUUUCUACAAUCUGUGUGCCAGUAUCCAGAAUCACAUGAUUUUUGAGAGCCAUUAUCAAGGUAGAACCAAGUUUUUGAAGCCAAAUCCAAUACCAAUAAGUACCAUUCCAGUGAGCAAAAAGAUAGAUACAGCUGAGAUUUUUACUGAAGGUAGAUGUUCAUUAAUUCUACAUAAAGUGGAAACU
Molecule: messenger RNA, 2588 nt
Organism: Rotaria sp. Silwood2
Lineage: Eukaryota; Metazoa; Rotifera; Eurotatoria; Philodinida; Philodinidae
Source: the annotation of a GenBank genome assembly